UGUUGAAGAAUGGAAGAAGAAGAGUGACGAUCUGUCGGCAGAGUUGGACGGAGCACAACGUGAAGUACGCAAUCAAUCGACAGAUCUCAUCAAAAUGAAAGCAAAUUACGAGGAAUUGAUGGAGACCGUUGAAGGUUUAAGACGUGAAAAUAAGGGUCUUUCGAGUGAGAUCAAGGAUUUGGGUGAUCAACUGAGUGACGGAGGACGUGCCCAACAUGAAACGCAAAAGAUUAUUCGACGUCUUGAAGUCGAGAAGGAGGAGCUCCAACGUGGACUUGAUGAAGCUGAAGGAGCACUGGAGGCUGAAGAAUCCAAGGUGAUGCGCGCACAAGUUGAAGUGGCCGAGAUUCGUUCAGAAGUUGAGAAGAGAAUUCGUGAGAAGGAAGAAGAA
Messenger RNA from Anisakis simplex (herring worm), 391 nucleotides. Lineage: Eukaryota; Metazoa; Nematoda; Chromadorea; Rhabditida; Anisakidae. The record is from the annotation of a GenBank genome assembly.